AUGUGUGCCACUGAAGCAUUUAAUUUCAUGAGAAAUUGGUUUCUUGCACACAACGAAUUUCCAGAUUUAUUUAUUAACAUGUUCUAUAGGCAUCAUGGAGAAAAAGAUUAUUUUGAACAAAUUCAACCUUUCCUAAAACACCUCGUCAAGGCCAACCUUGAAAAAUAUGACCAAGAGGAAAUCAUGAAACGACUGGAACAUCAAUAUCCGAAUUUUUCUGUGUUUUUAGAGGAAUGCAAGAAAUACGCCUCACACGAUUCUUGCAGUCAUUGGUUUUAUUCCAGGUCGCAAAUUAGAGAGGCUUUUUCGUAUAUGGAACAACAUGAUUCUAAAAUGGUUGCCAAAAACAACUUGACAACAACCUCCUAUUAUGACAUUGUAUUUCGAUUAAGCCCUGAAGUCAUGCUUGAAACACGAAUUGACUUGGUCAAUUUCACAAUGGAUCCUAACACUUUUUAUACCUCACAACUGUACUCUGGAGAAGGAGUCAAUGAUGAGAUUGGUUUUGGAUCUAUAAAAGUCAUGAGGACAUACUCCUCACUCUUGCUGAAGGCAGAAAAGUUGGCAAGUAUUACCUUGGGAUUUCAUCCGCAACUUUAUUUAAAGAACCAUUUGUUGGAGAAGCGUGAUGUGAAACUUCUUCCAAUUGGAUACAGACGUCUUAGAGGUCUUGAAUUUGCACACCACGGAUCUGAGAUUAGAGAACCUUUUGAUGACCUAAUAGUGAUGAACGACAUUGGUCAACCACAGCCUUCUACAAACUAG
Messenger RNA from Naegleria fowleri, 765 nucleotides. RefSeq lists its product as uncharacterized. The transcript is spliced from 2 exons. The record is from RefSeq and is a predicted model, not a curated record. NCBI's taxonomy places the organism in Eukaryota, Heterolobosea, Eutetramitea, Acrasida, Naegleriidae. Bases 1 to 765 code for a protein of 254 amino acids.